Messenger RNA from Desarmillaria tabescens, 1456 nucleotides. RefSeq lists its product as uncharacterized. The transcript has 2 exons. NCBI's taxonomy places the organism in Eukaryota, Fungi, Basidiomycota, Agaricomycetes, Agaricales, Physalacriaceae. The record is from RefSeq and is a predicted model, not a curated record. The coding region runs from base 365 to 1267 and encodes 300 amino acids.
CAAGAUAUCAUUACUCAGAUAUUUCAAUCGUCUGGCAUGAGCCGAAUGAACCGCGCCUUUUCGAGUAGCGCCUCUCCGCAUGUCCUGCAUCAACAUUCAUCGGUGCUUCCAGAACAAGACAACCUAGUAUCCUUCCAAUCAUUUCCAAGCUCUCCCUUAGACACGACAUCAACGUCUUCGACCUACGAAUCACUAUUACUUACCAGACUGGCGUCUUCAUCCUCCAACACGACACCUCCGUCCUCUCCACCUAGGACGCGUUCGGUCAGCAGAGGAGCAGCAUCAGUACAUUCCACAUCGAGCUCUGGCAGUAAUCGCUCCAUAAAUUCUGUCAGCUUUAAUUCUCAGCUGGAUAAAUUCCGACAUGAAAUCGAGUCUUGCAGAGAUGCUCACUGAGGUGCACGAAUGUACUUCCUACCACGUACCGCUGACGGAUCUCCGUCGUCUUCCUGUGUCAGCCUCAGCGCCAUACAUACGAGAAGCACAAUCUGUUCCUAAAGCAUUGAGAUAUGUUUUAGCAGUAUGUGCUGUUUGCUUGCGCGCAUAUUGUGAGGGCUGCGGAAAGGAGAUCAAAGAGACUCGGGCAGGGUGUGCUUGGUUCGGCACUGCCCUCAAUUGCUGUGAGAAAGUUGGACUGAGAGGUCUUCUCAACAUUCUCAGUGAUCUGGACGUUGAGGCCGAGGAAGCUCCAGGAGGAAUACCGUCUUCGGCAGGAGCUCUGCUACAGCUCAUCAACGAUCAUUUUAUCAAUGAGCGGGUCGUCUGUUACACAGCAGUCCUGGUUUCAGUCGUCCGAGCGUCAAAGCUGUUCGAGCUUAUAGACGACGUAAUCAUGGACAUUCAACUCGUAACUCUUCCAGUUGAUCCUGCGAGAUGGAUGGUCUACCUGCAGACUGCUCGACUCCUGUGGACGUUUAUGUGUCAAUCCGAGCUCCGUCGUUAUAUCACCCAGUAUCCUUACUGCGACAUUCCCAUCUUCCAACACCAACAUGGAGCCAGAGCUUGGAUAGAGGAGGGUUGCGAGGUUGAAUGGUCCACGAAUCCGUUGUUCGUCAACGUGAACGCUAGGUUUCGGGCGCUCCGGAAAACCAUGGACAAGUGGGAAAAGUUGCUUGGGAGUUCGCCAGAGCAAGACGUUUAUAUGGCCCCUACAAUCCGCUUCUUCAAAUUGGUAUUGCGCGCUUCGAGAAGCUAUAGGAUCCAAUAUGGGCAAGGCCGUCGUAUGGUGUGGGCCAAGUCACGGAAGCAGAAUGUGGGGGACUUGUGAAAUUGGGGUGCGGAUGAGCGAGAUGGUUGUAGUUAUGUAUGAAGUAUUUAGUUGUAUUGUUGAUAGAUAGUUAGGAACAUGAAUGAGUAACGAUGAGAGCGACAAGAUCCGUUGCGGCCUGAAGAACCUGACAGUCACUGCAUUUGGAGCGCAGUAAGGGAAGCAAAGGACGAAUGCGCAUAAACCUUG